CAUCGCUCUUGAGGGACUCCGCUAUGGCGUCGCCUCCCGUUGACGCUGGCGUUUUCCGCCACCACCACACGAGUCACUCGCAGGACGCGGUCGAGGUUACCCACGGCUCCCACCACCGGUGCAAGGCUGCCGCCGCACGCAGGCUAACGCUACACGCGUCAGCCGCCAGUGUUCAGGCCCCAUACUCGGCGGCCGUGGCGAGACGCAACGAGCGCGAACGGAAGCGCGUGCACCUGGUCAACAUGGGUUUCGCGUCUCUGCGCUCCCACCUGCCCGACUGGCCCGUGGCGUCCAAGAAGCUCAGCAAAGUGGAAACGCUACGCUCGGCCGUCGACUACAUCACCAGGCUCAAAGAGCUGCUGGGUGAAGCGGCCCGGGAGAACCUCAGACCGCCGUCGUCCCUGGCGGAGUCGUCCCCGAUGCCUUCGGAACCCGGUCCUAGUCCUAGUCCAGACUCGAGCGUGACUGGACAUUGCGGAGCGGGUUCCAGCGAUGCGCUUAGCUGUGCCGUGAGGUCGGUGACGCCGAUGAGCCUAGCGGAUGAACUGGAAGCUUCGAGCGACGCCGGUGGAGACGAAAACCAUCAUCACUUCCUGGAACUGGCCCACUGGUUCGGCUACGCCUCUUAGCGUGACUGCUGCGCAGGGAAAGGGACCGCUCGAUUUGCUUAGUGCGGAAGGGUGCCAGAGACACUCCUUGAAUGUUCCUUUUCUUGAUCGGUUGUGCUCUGCGUCCGCUCAGCACCAGUAUUAACAUUGUUCCAAAAGACUGAGAAAAGUGCGAAGGUGCCACCGGAGGA
This is a messenger RNA of Dermacentor silvarum, 799 nucleotides long. Its product is annotated as achaete-scute homolog 2. Gene Ontology annotation, molecular function: RNA polymerase II transcription regulatory region sequence-specific DNA binding; DNA-binding transcription factor activity, RNA polymerase II-specific; protein dimerization activity. NCBI's taxonomy places the organism in Eukaryota, Metazoa, Arthropoda, Arachnida, Ixodida, Ixodidae. The record is from RefSeq and is a predicted model, not a curated record. The transcript has a single exon. The coding region runs from base 24 to 629 and encodes 201 amino acids. Gene Ontology annotation, biological process: developmental process; regulation of transcription by RNA polymerase II.